UGAACAUAUACUCUCUGUUUGGAAUACCUCUCUUCAUAUGGGUCGGCCUAGCUGCGUGCCCGAUCGCUUUAUGCAUGUUCGUUGGAUCUACUACAAAUCGAAUACCUUUCUUUCAUCAGUAUCUUUCAAUUUUGAGCGUUGCCGGUUCGAUAUUCGUUGUACGCGUUUGUUGCGCUGAGGCCUUCAAUGCGCUCGUAGUACUCAGCAUCUUUACUGGAUUGAGUAGUUCUUUCAUUGGCGUCACGCUUCUGACAUGGGCUAAUAGCAUUGGCGAUUUAAUUGCCAAUCAAUACUUGGCUCGUCAAGGCUAUCAAAAUAUGGCGCUAGCUGCAUGCUUCGGUGGACCUAUAUUUAAUUCACUGCUUGCGGUUGGUUCUACUCUACUAUACAAAACAUUGACAGAGGAUAACUUCCUACUAAAG
Rhagoletis zephyria (snowberry fruit fly) is the source of this 422-nucleotide messenger RNA. Its product is annotated as sodium/potassium/calcium exchanger 6, mitochondrial-like. Lineage: Eukaryota; Metazoa; Arthropoda; Insecta; Diptera; Tephritidae. Gene Ontology annotation, molecular function: calcium:sodium antiporter activity. Gene Ontology annotation, biological process: monoatomic cation transport; intracellular calcium ion homeostasis; transmembrane transport. The record is from RefSeq and is a predicted model, not a curated record. Gene Ontology annotation, cellular component: membrane.